Cololabis saira (Pacific saury) is the source of this 1825-nucleotide messenger RNA. RefSeq lists its product as uncharacterized. Lineage: Eukaryota; Metazoa; Chordata; Actinopteri; Beloniformes; Belonidae. The coding region runs from base 671 to 1444 and encodes 257 amino acids. The transcript is spliced from 11 exons. The record is from RefSeq and is a predicted model, not a curated record.
AGGUGAGGCGAGCGGCGGACAGGGCAGGAGCGCUCAGCGCGGCCACCUUCCUCCGGUCCGGCUCUUCUCCUGCAGCCUCAGCCUCAGCCUCCAUACCUGCCUGCAGCUUUCAGCGAUCACGCCCAAAACAGCGAUUAUGUUUUAAAGGGGAUGUUUAGGUCACAAGGACCCAUCUAGAAUGCUUCGCUGGGAACCCCGCUCCGCCCCUGAUCAAAGAGCUUGAUGAACUGAGGAAAUAUUGUAAAGACUGAGCCAGAGAGUUUCCACAACCAUGUGACAUACACAUACAGGAAAUGACUGCUUCAAUGUAUUGCUGUUAAAGCUUCCUUGGGCAUGAUGGAGCAUGAUGCAACAAGGACGUACCGCCUCGCAUAUCCCAGGCAAUUUGAUAUACGGGUGAUUUUCGAUUAUUUGCUCUCCGUUGACACCUGUGUCUAAUAGAAAAUCUGCCCUCCAUCGCUUGCAGGCUAUGCUGGUUCAAGAUCGCUCACAGGGUCACGUGAAUGGGGACACAUGUUACUCCAGUCCUUAAAACCCUACACCAGCUUCUUGUGGAGCUAAAGUGUGAAAAAACUUGUGAAGUACACCCGAGAGUUUUGACAUCUAAGCCUGGACGUGUUAUAUACUGAGAAAGCUGAACAAACCAUAUCCUUGCCUGGUCCUUCUCACAAUGCCUAUCUUGAUAUGUUUCAGUCUGACACUGACUCUGCUCUCAUAUUCAAAAGGUGAUGACUGGAGCAUAAAUGUCACAAGAAGCUUUAAUGUAACCAAGGGCUCAGAUGUAACCGUACUGUGCUCGUUCACCUAUCCAUCACAGUACCACACGGAUGAUGUACAGGUUUACUGGAAAACGAGAGGCCAAAGUGAAUGCAGCAGGAAGGAUCUUGAUAGGAAUGCAUUUGUUUUUCACCCAAAUGACACCUGUGUGCUUCCUAAGUACAGAAGAAAGACAAAGGUCAUCGGAGAUAAAGCCGGAGGAAACUGCUCUCUACAGAUCCGAAACAUCAUGGUAAAUGAACCGUUCAUGUAUGUGCGCGUUUCUGGACGUGGCAGAGACUACAGUUUCAAAAAGGAUUACAUCUCCAUUUCUGUUAAAGCGAUGUCGAACACCAGCGUGGAUGACAACCUCCAACUGUACUUGGCCAUCUUUAUACCAGUUGCAGCAAUCGCACUGAUCAUCUUUGUCACUGGAAUUGUCAUUUACACCACACGCGAGCGGUCACAAACUUUCAGCCGGGAGGAAUCUAAAUUUUACGUGAACUUUAGUAAAAGAUCAUCAAAUCCAUCCAAAAGUGAAACAUCUUGUGAAACAGAUUUUAAAGCUUCGGAAAAGAAAGUCAUUGAUGAACCUAUCUACAUUAAUUAUGAGGGACGAACAGAGGAAUUGAGCCAAAGUUUGGACAACAUAGACAGUAUUUAUGCAAACGUGGAUUAUUCAAGAUAGAAAAACACCUGAUGUCACAACUGUACUUUAAGCUCUGGCACAACUCAGGAAAGAAGCAACAGGGGUGGGUUUCUGCAGGAAACAGUGACGAUCAUACGCUUAUUGCGCUGGCCUUUAUUAUAAACUUUCAUUUCUUUAUUGCUUUUCUCACACAUUUUCCUGCACAAAUCAUUAACCCUGAAAUCAAUGGAAAGCAUACAGCAAAGAAUCUUCAGAAAAUGUGACCUCAGCGUUGAGAAACUUCAGGAAGAGGCUCCACACGUGAUUCAUUCCCAGUGCAUAAUCAACAUCUGGAGCAGCAGGGAAGACAUACAGUGCAUAUUUGUAUGCCUAGAAGUGUCUACGCCAAUCUAUUCUACAACACAAAAUCUGAAGAAGUUG